AUGAUUUCGCCUAAAGUUCUCCGGGUGGAACCCAAGGAUGCGAUAGGACUCUCCGUCCGUGGUUUGACCGUCUCUGUUCUGAAAGGUGAAGGAAACAAAAUACUUAAUGACGUUUCGUUGAAGCUUGAACCUGGAAAGAUGAUGGCCAUUAUGGGUGGAUCAGGAAGUGGUAAGACUACGUUGUUGAAUACCCUCUCCCAGAGACUUAACUAUACUAAUAAAGAUCUUAAAUUUUCAGGAGAAAUAGAAUAUACUUCAGGUCCUGAUCAAAACCAACUGCCUCUGUUUGUUAAAAACGCUUACAUGUUGCAAACAGAUUGCUUCUUGCCUGGUCUAACGGUUAUGGAAACUUUGAAGUUUCAAGCUGAUUUAAGAAUGCCCUCUAAUACCACUGAAGAAGAAAAAUUGACUCUCAUUGAAUCAUUACUCGAGGUAUUGGAGCUUCAGCUACUCAAGCAACAAAUUGUUUGUACUUUCGCCUCCUCAAAGACGAAUCUUUCAGGUGGAGAGCAGCGUAGAGUCUCCUUGGCAAUUCAACUUUUGAGCAAGCCUUCCAUACUUUUCUUAGAUGAGCCAACUACUGGAUUGGAUACUAGUUCUUCUCUUAAACUUGUACAUACCUUGAGAAAGCUAGCCUCGCCAGAGUUCAAUGUCACUAUCAUUCUUUCAAUUCAUCAACCUCGUCCCGAAAUAUCAGUUUUAUUUGACAAGAUUUGCUUGUUGACAAGAGGAGGAAGGUUGGUUUAUUAUGGAAAUUUAAUUGAUAGUUGGGCAUACUUCAGUCUGAUUGACUUUUUGACUUCUCAAGAUGUUAGCACUAGGAAUGUAAUGGAAUAUAUUAUGGAUUUGAGCGUGAAGGACACAACUUCUACUGAAGAAAAGGAACUAGAGUCAAUAGAAAGAAUCAACAAAUUGGUGGAGGCAUGGAAGAAUCUGCAAGCAGGUGUUGUCUUUACCUCCACAUCUGCUUACUUAAAGGAUGAUAAAACUACUCAGAAAAGACUCGAAAGUAACUUAAAAAGCUUUUCUGAUGAUUCAAAAGUUGAAAAUAAGAAUUCGUUAUUCAGAGAAAUUACUAUUUUAACAAAAAGAACCUUUAUUCUCUCUUAUAGAGAUAGAGCUUCUCUUUUAGCUUUGAAUGGUGGAUCUGCAAUUUUAGCAAUAGUCGUUGGAUGGAUGUUUUAUAAGCCAAAGGAAGACAUUGCGGGUAUCAGAUCCUUAAUAUCGUGCCUUUAUGUUAUGUUGGAAGUUGUUGGAUUUUGCCCAAUGUUUAUUGAAAUUGAAAGGCUUUGGAUGAUAGACAUUUUGUUCUUUUUCCGUGAAUACAAGGAGAAUUAUGUCACCAUCCCAGGAUUCAUUAUAUCAAGAAGACUAGGAAAGUUUUUAUUAGAAGAUUUACCGCUUCCAGUUAUAUUUGCAACAAUAACGUAUUUUAUGUUCGGCUUGAGAAUAGAUGGAUCCUCAUCUUAUUACUUCAUUUAUUUGGCACUCACAUUUUUGACUCACAUUAUUUCAAUGUCGACUGCGUUAGCUGUUGUUGCACUAACUCCUGACUUUGGUGUGUCGGCUACAAUAAUUAAUCUUUAUUAUCAAUUGCAAAACAGUGCAUGUGGAUACUUCAUAAAUGCUGCUACUAUGCCGGUGUAUGUUCGUUGGACGAAGUAUAUAACCUUUUUUUGGUAUGCAUUUGGUGCAUUGACUGCAAAUCAAUUUACAGAUUGGAUGGGUGACUGUGAAGGUGAUAAUUGUACAGAGUAUUCCGGUAAUUACCAAUUAGGUAUUUUAGGAUAUCCUCAAAAUUGGAUUACUGCUCCAAUUUGCAUUUUAGUAGCAUACUUUUUCAUGAUAAACUUUGCAGUAUGUGUUGGGUUGUACUACAGGAACUCAAAUAUCAAGCUUGCCAAGACCAAGGUUGAUAGAAUAUCAAAAGAUGAAGAGGAGCAAGUUCCAGAAGUGAUUGAGAAUUCUAACGCUACUGAAGAUCUGGAUACAAGCUCUUGGUGUGAAUCUAACAAUGACACAAUUGAUAUCAAUCUUCAAGGUAUCACAUUGGACGUAAUGGUUAAAGACAAGGAUCAUCCGUUAGCCAGAAAAAGUAAUUUAGCGUUACUUGCUAAGGCUCCAACAGUCUCGAAAACUCUUUUAAAUGAUAUUAGUGCCCACUUCUCGGCAAACACUGUAAAUGCUAUUAUGGGACCAUCGGGAAGUGGUAAAACAACUUUGUUGAAUUUUUUAUCUAGCCGUCUUCUGAAGUCAUCGAAAUAUAUUAGACAAGGAGAAAUUAAAUUUAAUGGAAAUCAAAUAGUCAGUAACAAGGAGUUGAGUGAGAUAUCAGCAUAUGUGACUCAGCAUGAUACGGCAUUGAUUCCCAACUUGACUGUACGUGAAACUUUAUAUUUCCAAGCCAGAUUGCGUCUCUCUCCUAGUGAACACUCCCAAAUUCCUCAUAUUAUCAAUAGUCUAAUCAGAAGGAUUGGACUUUCAGACUGUGCUGAUAACUUAAUAGGUAGCGAGUACAAGAAAGGUAUUUCUGGUGGUGAGAAAAGAAGAGUGUCAAUUGCUAUUCAACUUUUAAGUAGACCAAAAAUCUUGUUUCUUGAUGAGCCAACUUCAGGUCUUGAUUCUACUACAGCAUGCUCUAUUUUGACUUUACUUAACGAAUUAGCGAGCGAGUCAAAUUCGACUAUUAUUACAACAAUACAUCAGCCAAGCGAAGACAUCUUUCUUAAAUUUUCUAAUGUUUUACUCUUGGCAAAAGGUGGAAGAGUUGCGUUUAAUGGCCCAAGUUCUUCUGCUGAAGAGUACUUUGAAAACUUGGGUUUCAAAUGCCCUGCAAAUAUUAAUAUAGCAGAUUACUUCUUAGAUUUAGUCUCAUCAGGAUUAGCUGAAACCAAAGAAGAAACUCAAGCGAGAGUGGAUUGUUUAGUUGGUACAUGGCACCUGCAAGUGGAAGAACAAUUGAAAUUGGAAAGUUUGAAAGUAGUUGACUCUGAAAGAGAAAAAACGCUUAGGACAAUUGAUUUACAAAAGUUCCAGAAAGUCAAAUUACCGGUUUCAGUUACCUUCCCAGUAAUUGCUUCACGUCAACUAUUAAACUCCGUUAGAUCUCCAGACGUACUUUUUACUAGAGCAUUCCAAACCGUGUUCUUGGCCAUAGUACAUGCUUUAUACUUUUCACCUUUGAGAAAUACUCAAGAUGGUGUUAGUAAUAGGUUAGGUUUGGUUCAGGAGGUGCUAAACCUCUAUUAUGUUGGGUUAAUUAAUAAUAUUACCCUCUUUCCAAUUGAAAGAGAUAUCUUCUUACAAGAAUACAAAGAUGGAAUUUAUGGACCUAUUGAAUUCAGUACAUCUUAUUUGAUUAACGAAUUACCCAUGGAGAUUGUUCCUGUACUAUUUUUAGCUGCCAUGCUAGUUUUUGUUGUUGGAUUACCUAGAACUCCUGGUAUGUUUUUCAGUAUGUUCUUUGCAUGCUUUGUUUCCAUAAGUUGUGGUGAAUCCUUAGGUAUUUUUGUUAAUAGUGUGUUUGACCACUUAGGAUUGGCUACAAAUAUAUUAAGUACACUUAUCAUUAUUGCUAUUUUUAUGGGAGGAACAAUGUCAGUUUACAUGCCUUCAUUUUUCAAAGGUAUUAACUACAUUAACCCAAUGAGUUAUGCAGUUGGUCUAAUCGCCAACUUAGGUUUUGAGGAUCAAGUGUUCUCUUGUGAAUCAGGAGACACCUGUGAAUUAAGCACAGGCGAUAAUGUCUUGGAAUAUUACAAUUUAAAGAAAGGGUUACCAGGACUCUUUGGUGGCUUAAUUGGAUGUUUGAUAAUUUAUAGAGCCAUUGCAGUCGCUACCCUUUACGUGAAGGCUAAAUACAGAAGUUAA
Dujonia railenensis is the source of this 3870-nucleotide messenger RNA. NCBI's taxonomy places the organism in Eukaryota, Fungi, Ascomycota, Pichiomycetes, Serinales, Debaryomycetaceae. The record is from the annotation of a GenBank genome assembly.